AAUUUUGCUUCUGCAUUUUGUAGAUAAUAUGCAGAGGCUGGUAAUCUAAGCUAUUCUUUUGCUUCAGAUUUGAUAUUUUCUAACGCGAGGAAGAAAAACAAAGCAAUGGGUUUUGUCUUAAUUUCUUCUUUUUCCCCGUCCUCGCUCGUGCUCGCUUCUCAGCUUCACCAGUUCACUGCUCGAAUCAAAAGCACUGAAAUUUCGGUUCGUCCUCAAUUUUCUCCGGUUUGUAGAAGUAGAACCCUUGCUGCAAAACCAUGCUGUUUCAAUCUCCCUCAAGAACCAAUUCUCUCGGAGGCUCUCAAGGAGCCAAUUGCAUUUGUGGGUGGGAUGUUUGCUGGAUUACUAAGACUUGAUCUGAACGAAGAACCGCUUAAAGAAUGGGUGACGCGAACAGUUGAAGCCUCAGGUAUUACAGAAGAGGAAGUAGUUGAUGCAGAUGGAAUGGCCUCCAAUGAAGUAGAAUCUCCUCAACAGAUAGAGAUUGAAUGAGGUCUUGAACCUUUACUCUUUACCGUUAUCUCACUUCAUACAGAAGUUGUGAUUGUGGUUACUGUUGUACCAUCUCCAAGGAGAAAUGUAGCAGUUUGCUUUUUGUAUGUAUGUAACCGUAAAAACUAAAAUAAACACUUUUUGUUUACA
Molecule: messenger RNA, 642 nt
Organism: Brassica napus (rape)
Lineage: Eukaryota; Viridiplantae; Streptophyta; Magnoliopsida; Brassicales; Brassicaceae
Product: UPF0426 protein At1g28150, chloroplastic
Exons: 3
Coding region: 106-492 (128 amino acids)
Source: RefSeq, a predicted model, not a curated record